CUUGACCCUUGAGUGCUGUGUUAGCUCUCUCUCUCUGUAGAAAUGCGUAAUUAAAUAUGGUUAAAUACAUUGAAAUAUGAUCUUCGUAUUUGUUUGAGAUGAUUUUGUAAGUGCAUCUUGAAAUGAAUGCCUGAUCCGGUUUGUUGAAUAAAUAUUAAACACAGUGGACUAUCAGACUCCAUAAUGACUUUCAUUGUUUUUAAAAGUGUUCUGCAGUCACUGUUGACUCUCAUCUCUUUAAUCCUGUGUUUCAUAUCCACCACUGCAGAUGAGCCAAGAGCAGCAGUUAGUCCAGUUUUGGACUGUAAGCUUGAUAAUGAAACAUACAUCUGCACUGGUGCUCAGUACCGCAUGUACUGCAACACAACAAUGCAUCGUUUCUACUUACAGAGAUACCAAAACCAAUACCAGUACCACUGUAUGAGUAAUGACUGUAUAUGUGUUGGUAAUAAGGACACCUGUGCGUGCUACUAUAAUACUACAUCCUGCUUCUGUGAGAUUUUUAGCAAUAGCAUCACUGUCCCUACAGCAGUUAGGCCAGUUUUGGACUGUGAGCUUAAUAAUGACACGUACAUCUGCAUUGGUGCUCAGUACCACAUGUACUGCAACACAUCAUUGCAUUAUUUUAGCUACAACAAAUAUCAGUACCAAAGCCAAUACCAGUACCGAUGCUGGAGUAGUAACUGUGACUGCCAUUUUAAUAAGGACUCCUGUAGGUGCUACAAUCAUACUUCAUCCUGCUUCUGUACAAAUCACAGCUAUAGCAUCGCUCUCUCUUCAUCACGUAAUCCAGUCACAAUCCCUCACUGUCUGCUUUAUAAUGACACAUACAUCUGCACUGGUGCUCAGUACCGCAUGUACUGCAAUACAAAACUGCAUAAUUUUUCCUAUCAGAGUAAUCAAAACCAAUAUCAAUGCAGUAAUAAUUGUGACUGCCGUGGAAAUAUGGACACCUGUACAACUUAUAGUAGCAAUUUGCCCUCUUGUUUUUGCGAGAAUGAUGGCAAUAACAUCACCAUCCCUACAGCAGUUAGUCCAGUCACAGACCCUGACUGUGUGCUCUAUAAUGAUACAUACAUCUGCACUGGUGCUCAGUACCGCAUGUACUGCAACACAAGAAUGCAUUAUUUCUCCUACCAGAGAUAUCAGUACCAAGACCAGUACCAGUGUGUGAAUAAUAACUGUAACUGUAUUGGUAAUAAGGACACCUGUACAUGCUACAGUAGCACUUUGUCCUCCUGCUUCUGUGAGACUUAUGGCAAUAGCAUUGCUCUCACUACAGAAGUCAGUCCAGCUUAUGGCUGUGUGCUUUAUAAUGACACAUACAUCUGCACUGGUGCUCAGUAUCGCAUGUACUGCAACACAAGAAUGCAUAGUUUCAACUACCAGACAUAUCAGUACCAAUGCUGGAAUAAUAACCGUACAUGCAUUGGUAAUAAGGACACCUGUACAUGCUCUAGUAGCACUUUGUCCUCCUGUUUCUGUGAGACUUACGGCAAUAGCAUUGCUCUCGCUAGGCAAGUUAGUCCAGCUUAUGGUUGUGUGCUUUAUAAUGACACAUACAUCUGCACUGGUGCUCAGUAUCGCAUGUACUGCAACACAAGAAUGCAUGAUUUCUACUGCCGGAGAUAUCAGAACCAAAACCAAUGUGAAUACCGAUGCUGGAAUAAUAACUGUGACUGCCGUGGUAAUAAGGACACCUGUAUGUGCUACAGUAACACUUUAUCUUCCUGCUUUUGUGAGACAUAUGGCAAUAGCAUCAUCAUCCCUACAGCAGUUAAUCCAUUGAGAGUCUCUCAGUGUGAGCUUUAUAACGAUACAUACAUCUGCACUGGUGCUCAGUAUCGCAUGUACUGCAACACAAGAAUGCAUGAUUUCUACUACCAAAGAUCUAGAUACCAAGAUCAGUACCAGUGUGUGAAUAAUAAUUGUAACUGCAUUGGUAAUCAGGACACCUGUACAUGUUCUGGUAGCACUUUGUCCUCCUGUUUCUGUGAGACUUACGGCAAUAGCAUUGCUCUCUCUAGGCAAGUUAGUCCAGCUUAUGGUUGUGUGCUUUAUAAUGACACAUACAUCUGCACUGGUGCUCGGUACCGCAUGUACUGCAACAUAACAGUACAUUAUUUUAGCUACUGGAGGUAUCAGAACCACAACCAAAACCAAAACCCGUACCAAUGCUGGAAUAACUGUGACUGUCGUGGAAAUGUGGACACCUGCAUGUGCUCCAGUAGCUCUUUGUCAUCCUGCUUCUGUACAAAUUACAACAAUACCAUCACCAUCCCUGCAGCAGUUAGUCCAGUCACAGGCCCUGACUGUGUGCUCUAUAACGAUACAUACAUCUGCACUGGUGCUCAGUACCGCAUGUACUGCAACACAAGAAUGCAUGACUUUUCCUACCAGAGAUAUCAGUACCAAGAUCAGUACCAGUGUGUGAAUAAUAACUGUAAUUGCGUAGGUAAUAAAGACACCUGUACAUGUUCUAGUAGCAUUUUGUUCUCCUGCUUCUGUGAGACUUACGGCAAUAUCUUUGCUCUCACUACAGCAGUAAGUCCAGUCUAUGACUGUGUGCUUUAUAAUGACACAUCAUACAUCUGCACUGGUGCUCAGUACCACAUGCACUGCAACACAGCUGUACAUGAUUUGUAUUACAGUAGAAACGAGCACCGCUGUACAAGCAAUACCUCUUACUGCCGUGGAAAUAAGGAAACUUGUACGUGCAACUAUAGUACGUCAUCAUCCUGCUUCUGUACAAAUUAUGGAAAUACCAUCCCUGCAGCAGUUAGUCCGGUCUAUGACUGUGUGCUUUAUACUGACACAUACAUCUGCACUGGUUCUCAGUACCGCAUGUACUGCAACACAAGAAUGCAUAGCUUCAACUACCAGAGGUAUAGAUACCAAAACCAAUACCAGUGUGUGAAUAAUAACUGUGACUGCCGUGGAAAUAAGGACACCUGCACAUGUUCUAGUAGGACUUUCUCCUCUUGUUUCUGUGAGUAUAACAUCUCAACCCCAACCACAAUCAGUCCAACUACUGCAGUUCUGAAUAUCACACUGCCGAAUCAAUGCAUGAGUCAGACCUCAGAAGGAUGUCUUCAAAAUCUUCUUGACCAGAUAGAGAACAUUACAGCUCAAGUGCUUCCUGUGACUACUGUGAUGAGCAUUUUGACUGUGGCCUUCAACGCUUCAGAGACGAUUUUAGAGUCAUCAUCAUUAUCAAACCCAACUGAACUAGCCUCCUAUGGAAACCGUAUGUUAAAAACCAGUGAGAAACUCAUUUCUACAUUAGUGAAGCCAACAGACACAAGUGACAAUGUCAGUUUCACUCUUCCAACUGUAGAGGGUCAAGUCUUCAUGGUUGGACCACAGGUCACCUUAGAUAAAAUCCCUCAACUUGACACGAAAAAUUCUUCUGUGGACAUUGAUCUCAUUGGGAUCGCCAAGAACAACAUUGGAUCUGCUGCUGUGGCUUUCAUGAGCUUCAACACGAUGGAGAAUCUUCUGAAGCCAGACUUCUUCAACACAUCAAACAACAUGACUAAAACCAUGAUGUCCACUGUGAUCUCAGCUACUCUUCCCAAAACCACCAACACUAAACUCACCAAACCAGUCAACUUCACCUUCAGACACAUCAGAGAGUUUGAUCCCAGCGGUUCUCUGUCCUGUGUGUACUGGAAUAUCAGCGAGUGGAUUGUAGAUGGUUGUUCUGUUUUAAAGAUCAACAGCAGCUACACUGUGUGUUCCUGUGUUCAUCUGUCCACAUUCGCUCUCAUCAUGCAAACCAGCCGCCCACCAGAGAGCGACCCACUGCUGGAGCUGUUGAAUUUGGUGUGUGUGAUCGUGGGGCUGGUGUUCUUCACUUUGGCCCUGUUGACCUUUGCCCUUUGUCAGUGGAGUCCUGGAGUGAAUAAUGUGGCUCGAAUCAAUAUCUGCAUCAGUCUUCUGCUGGCUCACCUUCUGUUCCUGCUCACACAGCGGUUCCUGAGCCUCAUACAGCCUCAGCAGGUGUUGUGUGGCGUGAUCGCAGGCCUUCUGCACUUCCUCUUUCUCUCCGGCUUUGUGUGGAUGUUCAUUGAAGCUGUGCUGCUCUUCAUCUGUGUGAAGAACCUAUCACAGAUCAGCUCCAAAAAGAGGGAGGUGCUUAGAAAUGGAUUCCUGUGUGUGAUUGGAUAUGUGGUUUCACUGGUUGUGGUGUGUGUGUCUGUCGGUCUGGUUCCUGAAGGAUACGGCAAUGAACACUGCUGGAUUAAACUGGAAAAAGGAUUUAUCUGGAGUUUUCUGGGUCCUGUUUGCGUCAUACUAGCAUUAAACAUUAUUAUCUUCGUCAAGAUCAUCAUUACUCUGAACUCAACUCUCAAAAAUCUCAACGCUGAAAUUUCACAGAUGAAACAAACCAAUAUAAUGGUGUUUAAAACACUGGCUCAGUGUGUUGUUCUUGGUUGCCCCUGGAUUCUGGGUUUCUUCACUAAUGGCAGUAAGGUGCUGGAGAUCCUCUUCCUGAUCUUGAACUCCCAGCAGGGAACCUUCAUCUUCCUGAUCUACUGUGUCCUCAAUCAUGAGGUCAGGCAGCAGUACAGGAAGUUCUUCAGAUGUCUUUACUGUGAACACAAGAAACACUGAGAACUACAGCAUCAUGUUCAGGAAAUGAGUGAAGUGCCAUUAUCAUACAGUAAAAUACCACUACACCAGAAUCAAUGCUUUUACAUAUUACAUGACAGUUUCUGCUUUUAUUUGUAAAUGAGCAAUUAUACAAUUAUUAUUUCAUAGCUGUCACUCAUUUUGAUGUAAAUCUAUUCACUUUUAACUUGUGUGUGAUUUAUUGUACUUCAGCCCCCUUAAGUGUUUUAUGUUUCCUUUUAAUUGUCUUUAUUAUUGUGAAAGAAUAUUUAGUGUGACGAUGGCUGAUGAUUUGUAAUUCGUAUUAUUAAUCAGUAAAUAAUCUAUGAA
Molecule: messenger RNA, 4944 nt
Organism: Onychostoma macrolepis
Lineage: Eukaryota; Metazoa; Chordata; Actinopteri; Cypriniformes; Cyprinidae
Exons: 16
Coding region: 184-4617 (1477 amino acids)
Biological process (GO): adenylate cyclase-activating G protein-coupled receptor signaling pathway; cell surface receptor signaling pathway
Cellular component (GO): membrane
Molecular function (GO): G protein-coupled receptor activity
Source: RefSeq, a predicted model, not a curated record